Messenger RNA from Orbilia oligospora ATCC 24927, 1176 nucleotides. RefSeq lists its product as uncharacterized. Gene Ontology annotation, cellular component: cytosol. Gene Ontology annotation, biological process: S-adenosylmethionine biosynthetic process. The coding region runs from base 1 to 1176 and encodes 391 amino acids. Lineage: Eukaryota; Fungi; Ascomycota; Orbiliomycetes; Orbiliales; Orbiliaceae. Gene Ontology annotation, molecular function: ATP binding; methionine adenosyltransferase activity. The transcript has 4 exons. The record is from RefSeq and is a predicted model, not a curated record.
AUGACGCAGGCACAGGUCAACGGGACUUCCAGGAAGCCCUUCUUGUUCACCUCCGAGUCCGUCGGAGAAGGUCACCCAGACAAGAUCUGCGAUCAGAUCUCGGAUGCCAUUCUCGAUGCCUGCUUGGCUGAGGACCCAACCUCCAAGGUUGCUUGCGAGACUGCUACCAAAACUGGUAUGGUCAUGGUCUUUGGUGAAAUCACUACUGGAGCCAGACUCGACUACCAAAAGAUCAUCCGUGAUGCUAUCAAGGACAUUGGUUAUGACAGCUCUGACAAGGGCUUCGAUUAUAAGACUUGCAACGUCCUAGUUGCCAUUGAGCAACAGUCCAAGGAUAUUGCCCAGGGUCUUCACUACGAGAAGGCCUUGGAGGACCUCGGUGCUGGUGAUCAAGGUAUCAUGUUCGGUUAUGCUACUGAUGAGACCGAGGAGUUGCUCCCACUCUCUCUCCUCCUCUCCCACAAGCUUAAUGCUGCCAUGUCUUCUGCCCGCCGUGAUGGGUCUCUCCCAUGGUUGAGGCCCGAUACCAAGACCCAGGUCACCGUUGAGUACGAGAAUGACCACGGUGCUUUCAUCCCACGCAGAGUCGAUACCGUUGUCGUCUCUGCCCAACACAGCGAGGACAUUGACACCCCAGAGCUCCGAAAGGAGAUCUUGGAGAAGAUUGUCAAGAAGACUAUCCCUGCUAAGUUCCUUGAUGACCGAACUGUCUAUCACAUCCAACCAUCCGGCCGUUUCGUCAUCGGUGGGCCACAGGGUGAUGCUGGUCUCACUGGCCGUAAGAUCAUCGUCGAUACCUAUGGUGGUCACGGUGCCCACGGCGGUGGUGCUUUCUCCGGAAAGGACUACUCCAAGGUCGACCGAUCUGCUGCCUACCUCGCCCGAUGGAUUGCCAAGUCCCUCGUCAAGGCCGGCCUCGCUCGCCGUGCUCUCGUCCAGCUCUCCUACGCCAUCGGUGUUUCUGAGCCCCUCUCCAUCUUCGUCGACACCUACGGAACUAGCGACAGGACUUCUGAAGAACUUGUUGAGAUCAUCAAGAAUAACUUCGACAUGAGACCUGGUGUCAUCGUCAAGGAGCUUGACCUCGAUAAACCAAAGUACUACCAGACCGCCAAGAACGGUCACUUCACCAACCAGGAAUUCACCUGGGAGAAGCCAAAGGUUCUUGAGUUUUAA